AUGACGUCGCCGGGCGGCACUAGUACGCAUCUUGGGAUGCAUUCAUCAAUGGCUGGUCAAAUAGGGCUUACUGCCUCGCCAGCGGAGUUUGGUUUAACUAUGGCUGUGCCAACACCGGCAAUAAGCUACGAUCCUCAAGCCGGUAAUAGCGGGGAUUCCUCCUCUGAAUCCCAUUCACCAGGUGUACCGGCCGUCAAGGCCAGCGAUCGAGAAGCUCGUAUCAUAGCUGAAAAGCAACGUCGUAGCCAAUAUAAUUCACAAAUUAGUCUAAUGAUGUCUUUGUUGUCUGAUAUAGUGCAUUCACAGCGUAAAGUUGAUAAGACGAGUGUAUUGAGACUCGCAGCUAAUAAACUCCGCAAUGAACACGUUUUUGGCGAUACUAUAAAAUGUGGCCACAUUGAGACUUGGUCACCAGCCUUCUUAAAGUUCUUCGACCUACUUGGUGGUAUUAUGUUUGGGGUAACAUGCCGAGGGCGUAUAUUUAUUGUAUCACCCAAUGUUCAAGAAAAGCUAGGCUACUCUCAUAUCGACCUAUUGGGCCAAGAUUUUUACAACUAUGUUCAUCAAGAGGAUGUGGAAAUCUUGCGGCACCAUAUUUACCCUACACAACUGCAAUCUCAUUGUGAAAAUAGAAUAUUUGAACAACACCACAACUUUCACAUUCGCAUCAUGAGAGCCGGAGCUCGCUCUGACCCUGCUAGAUAUGAACGAUGUCGCAUAGAUGGCUCAUUGAGGAGAUCUGAUAGAGCCACUUCAAAUGGAGUACAAGAUGAACAAAUUAUUAGAAGACAACGAGUUAGGACUAAUAGAACAUUUUCAUCUAGUGGAAAUGAUUAUGUCUUUAUUGGGAUGAUUCAUGUUGUAUCUACAGCUUUGCCAGCUCGAAUCCUACCACCGACUGCUUACUCUGAAUAUUGGACAAGGCAUCUUAUAGAUGGCCGCAUAGUCCAGUGCGAUCAAAAUAUAUCUUUGGCUGCAGGUUAUAUGACAGAAGAAGUGACUGGUACUUCAGCUUUUGUGUUCAUGCACAAAGAAGAUGUUCGUUGGGUUAUAUGUGUUUUGAGGCAAAUGUAUGAUGAAAGCAGAGAAUUUGGUGAAUCUUACUAUAGAUUGAUGUCACGAUCAGGACAUUUUACAUAUAUGAGAACCCGAGGAUUCCUGGAAAUUGAUAAGACAACGAAAAAAGUUCAAAGUUUUGUAUGUGUUAAUAGUGUGAUUGGUGAGGAUUAUGGCCAACGAAUGAUGGAAGAAAUGAAACGAAAGUAUUCAGUUAUUGUAGAUGCUGUGAAGCAGCAGAAUGAGCCAGCUGCCACUGAUGAUGCUCCAGUGGAACAUCCAAAGAGUUUAGAGCGCAUUGUGAUGCACCUUGUUGAACCAUCAGUAAAUGAGAGUAAAGAUGAGUUGAAACUGGUACCACCAUCUAAGGAAAAUAUUAUAUCUGCCAUUCAAAACAGUGAAAAAGUAGUACAGGAAACUGGUGUGCGGUUUGCCUCUAGAAAAAAGAGAAAAGUGGAGUGUCAUGGUAAUGAUGAAUAUCCUAAAAGACAUAGUGGAUUACAAAAUGUCAAUGUUGAUCUGUAA
This is a messenger RNA of Arctia plantaginis, 1581 nucleotides long. Lineage: Eukaryota; Metazoa; Arthropoda; Insecta; Lepidoptera; Erebidae. The record is from the annotation of a GenBank genome assembly.